This is a messenger RNA of Protobothrops mucrosquamatus (brown spotted pit viper), 5206 nucleotides long. It is a transcript of the gene CLCN1, whose product is annotated as chloride voltage-gated channel 1. Gene Ontology annotation, molecular function: voltage-gated chloride channel activity. The record is from RefSeq and is a predicted model, not a curated record. Gene Ontology annotation, cellular component: membrane. Gene Ontology annotation, biological process: chloride transport; transmembrane transport. The transcript is spliced from 22 exons. Lineage: Eukaryota; Metazoa; Chordata; Lepidosauria; Squamata; Viperidae.
CUGCAGUGUCCUUGGUCCACCUCAGCAAAAGCUGAGCUAUGGAGCAUUCAGAGCUCAAGAAGGUUAACACCCAGAAGGAUACCACGCUGUGGGGUGGUGCCCCCCAGUAUGACUACAUCCAUUAUGACAAUUGCACCAGUUAUGGGAUCCCAUCUGAGGAUGGUGGGACUGCAGAUGAUACACACUACCAGGAGAAGGCCCUCAACCGUAUCCAGCUCUAUGGCCAGUAUACAGAACAGCUUCCCAGUCUUUCCCAGAAGGAAGCAGCUGAACUUCUGAAUAAGAAGUCUCCAGACCCCUUGGAACAGAGAAGGCAUGCUGAACUCAAAGAGGAGAGCUACUCUAAGUAUCAUGCCUGUACUAAAAGUAUCAAGAAAUAUGUUACGAAGAAACUGGGAGAAGACUGGAUAUUCUUGAUUCUUUUGGGUCUGGUCAUGGCACUAGUCAGUUGGGGGGUGGAUUACACCAGUGCCAAAAGCUUGCAAGCUUACAAGUGGAUGUACAAAGAGAUGCAGCCCAACAUCCCUAUGCAGUUCCUGGCCUGGGUCACCUACCCUCUCAUCCUUAUCCUCUUUGCUGCCCUCUUCUGCCAGCUUGUCUCUCCACAGGCUGUGGGUGAGGAAUCAAAGGACAGCACAUCCUUUGCUGUUGGCCUGCACUGUGAUGCUGCUACUCAGCCUAGUUCUUAUCAGUUAUUUAUUUAUACACACACACUCUCUCUCUCUCUCCUGCAGGGCCCUUUUGUGCACAUUGCAAGCAUCUGUGCUGCUGUUCUCAGCAAGUUCUUGUCUAUCUUCUGUGGGGUUUAUGAGCAGCCAUAUUAUUACACAGAUGUCCUGACUGUGGGAUGUGCAGUGGGGGUUGGCUGCUGUUUCGGGACACCACUUGGAGGUGUCCUCUUUAGCAUUGAAGUCACUUCCACCUAUUUUGCAGUCCGUAACUACUGGCGUGGAUUCUUUGCAGCCACAUUCAGUGCCUUUGCUUUCCGAGUCUUUGCUGUCUGGAACAAGGAUGCAAUCACCAUCACAGCCCUCUUCAGAACAAACUUUCGCAUGGAUUUUCCCUUUGACCUGCAGGAGCUGCCGGCAUUUGCUGUAAUAGGGAUCUGUUCUGGUUUCCUUGGAGCGUUUUUUGUUUAUUUCAAUCGACAAGUGGUUUUAUUUGUCAGACAACAUGCUACUCUAAGUCGGUUCCUAACCAAAUACCGCCUUGUGUAUCCUGGGGUGAUAACUUUUGUGAUAGCAUCUGUGACAUUCCCUCCUGGCUUUGGACAGUUUAUGGCUGGAGAACUGAUGCCCAGAGAAGCCAUCAGCAGCCUCUUUGAUAACUUCACUUGGAUAAAGCACACAGAGGACCCACAGCUUCUGGGGAGAUCUGCAGUUUGGAUCCAUCCCAAAGUCAGCGUCUUUGUCAUCAUCUUGUUGUUUUUCCUCAUGAAGUUCUGGAUGUCUGUCAUUGCCACAACUAUGCCAAUACCCUGUGGAGGCUUCAUGCCAGUGUUUGUGCUGGGAGCUGCUUUCGGACGCUUGAUUGGUGAAAUCAUGGCCUGGAUUUUUCCUGAUGGGAUUCUCUUUGAUGGCUUUGUUUACAAAAUUUUACCUGGUGGUUAUGCAGUAAUUGGAGCUGCAGCUCUCACAGGUGCUGUCAGCCACACUGUCUCCACAGCAGUGAUCUGCUUUGAGCUGACCGGUCAGAUUGCCCACAUCCUGCCAAUGAUGGUGGCCGUCAUUCUUGCCAACAUGGUGGCUCAGAGUUUGCAGCCAAGCCUUUAUGACAGCAUCAUCCAAGUGAAGAAACUGCCCUAUUUACCAGACUUGGGCUGGAACCAAAUAAGCAAAUACAAUAUUUUUGUUGAGGACAUUAUGGUGUGUGACGUCAAAUUCAUCUCCUCUAAUUGCAAAUAUCGGGAUCUGAAGGACUUACUCCAGAACACCACCGUGAAGACGUUUCCUCUGGUGGAUUCUCCAGAUUCCAUGAUUCUGAUGGGCUCAGUGGAGCGGGCGGAGCUCCAGGCUCUGCUGCACAGAUACCUCAGCCCAGAGCGACGUCUGCAUCUUGCCAGGGAGAUGCCACAGAAACUGAUUGAAGGAUCUUAUGAUGGACACCAGUGGAAGCAUGAAUCAUUCGCUUUUGUGGAUGAGGAUGUGGAUGAGGAAGAAGAGGGCAAGAAAAAGACUGAGUUUCCACAGCAGCCUGCUUUAACCCCUGAUUACCCAGAAGGACCUAAUGGCCCAGUGACUCCUCACAAACUAGUGGCAGAGACACCAACACCUCCACAAUCUCCAACCCGGAGAUGUUGGCAGCUAAGGAGAUUGAUGGAACAACUUCUUUGUCUCAGCCCAUCCCCUCAGCAAAAAAGCACCGAGCAGGAUUCAGCAGAGGUUGAAGACCCAAUGAAGCCAGAAGAGAUAGAAGUUUGGGAGCAGGAGGAGCUGGAGAAAAAGGUAUGCUUCAGCAGCUGCCGCAUAGAUCCUUCUCCCUUUCAGCUGGUCGAGAGAACAUCGCUGCAUAAGACACAUACCUUGUUUUCAUUGCUAGGACUCACCCAUGCCUAUGUAACCAGCAUGGGAAAACUAAAAGGUGUGAUUGCACUGGAAGAGCUCCAGAAAGCUAUUGAGGGGUCUACACGUACUGGGGUCCAACUUCGUCCUCCUCUUGCAAGUUUCCGUGAUGCCACCCAGACUUCAAGCAACAAAGAGCAUACCAAUUGGUCUACAAAGUUGUGGAGCAAAGAUAACAGUGAUACAGUCCCUGGGAAAUCUGCAGUGGACUCAGGACCAGAGAACUCAGUGGGCCCUAGUUCCCCUUUCUCACAAGAAUCUUCCCUCCCCAGGUAAAGAAAAGGGAAACUCCCUGCUUCAGAUGCUGACACAGAAUUGGAGGACGUAGAAAUUUUUGGCCCAGCUGCUGAGAACAUCUCAGACCUACUCAAGGACCUUAACUUGUGCUCCAGAAACCUGGAAGAAGAUGAUAAGGAUGAUAACAAUAUGACAAUAGAAUUGCACCUUGGAAAAAUUUACCUCAUCCUUCAGCAUAAUCUGCCCACCAUACUUGUAUUUCCAGGAAAGGCUUGUGACCUGCUUUGCUGGUAUCAGUGGAAGAUAAUUCAUGCUGGAGAACUUGCAUGGCUGUGUGGACUGGUUUUCCUCUGCCAUUUUCAGUGGGGUGCAAGAAAGACAUGAAAAGCAAAUGGGUGGAAGGAUCCUGGCUUAUAUCCUCCAGUUUUGCAUCCUUUGAUUAUGAUCCCUAUGUGGGGCACUUGGUAUGGCCCCAUUGUCUGUAGGGAUAUAUUCCAAGUUUUCUUCAGAUAAUCCUACCACUUAUAUCAUCAUUCAGCAUGCCAUGGUGUUAGCCCUGUGGGGUAGUCCAGACAAGAAGUAUAACCAGGAGUACUAACUCUAUCUUUAUUGUAAGAUUGCAUUAACAGACUCUUGCCAGAAUGAAAGUAUUUCUCCCUUCCUUUCUUUUUCCUUGCCAGAAAACUAGGGAGGGUCUUUUCUGAAAUGUUUCCCAUGCCCUCCCAUCCACCUGUGGGCUGUCUUUUACACUGGUUGUCCAGUCUGUGGCUUUCCCUCUUGUCUCCGAAGGUCAUUCCCACAUACCAUUGUGUAUGGCCAUCUUCAUCCCUUUGAGGUGUUCUGAUCUAAAGAAGGGUCAGAGAACUUAGCCCAGGCUCAGUCCUGAUGUAGAGAACUCAUCCCAAUUUGUAAACAAAACAGAAUAUGACAAAUGCUUCAUACCCCCCCUUUUUGCAAUAUUCUUUCUUUUGAAAUAAACUCCAAUCUAUGCUCUACAUGUGACACUAUUUCACCCCCCUCACAAAUUCUUCUUGUUUUGUCAUUAUAGGCAUAAUAUCUAUUAUUUCUACCAAUUAGCACAUCCUUGUCCUAAAAAAAUCUCCCACGUAUUGAAAUAUUCCUCUGAAACUUGUUGCUGGGGUAAAAAUACUAGAAACAAGUCUGAUUCUUUAUUGAGGAAAUUAUCACCAAGUAUACUUGACUAAGUAAUACAACUACUGUUAUCCAGAUAGUUCCCCAUCUUACCUAUGCAGACACAUUCAUAAACCUUCCAUUUUACAUGUAGUGAUGCAUUUGUUUGAACAUUACUGUUUGAUUGAAGUCUUGGGGGGAAAAAAAUCAUCAAACCAGAAGGGGAUGUGAGUGAAGUCUAAAUGCUGAUAAGCCAAGGAUUCAAGUUAAGGGUUAGGGUAUAAAUAUCACGUACAUCUUAAAAUGUCCUACUGUUAUUACUUGAAGGAAAUUUCUAUAAAUACUGUCUUAAACAUAUUUGUGGCUGUGACUAAACUCUGAUAUGGGAAGAAAUUGAUGUGUUGAGAAGCAGCAUCAGUAAAUGAAAGAGUGGGUGGCAUUUCUAAGGAUAUUUCUGCAUUUCGUCUUUGUAUAACUUUUAUACAAAUCUAACAACACUGGCUCUUUCCAAAGGAAUCCCUAAGAACAGGAUGGUACUGAGCAUUCUGUAAGAAAUAACAAGCACAACUAAACUUAAUGAACGAUUGUUAAUUGACUUCAAUGAUUCAUCAGAAGUGUAUGCCAGAUAACCAAAUAAGAAAAAUCCUUGCUUAACCUAACCUCUUGCAUCUAUAAUCAAUUCUUUUUGCAUUGCACUCAGACUGUAACUCUUUUUGUACUGUUUUAUUAGUACUGUACAGAAGCGGUACCAGUACUGUAUCAUCAGCCACACUCAGUAUAGAUGUGUUAAUUGUUUGAACUAGUGUUUCCAAGCAAGGUUUGGUCUAACAAAUGGAGACAAAAAUAUUUUGGGGUUUUUGGCUCAGGAAUGAGGAGCCUGGCUUGGCAACAUAGAUCAUUAGUAAAGAGAUUAAAACUUAGUCCUUGUAAAUGCUCUUGCCAUUUUGGCUAGAGUUUCUCAGGGAAAUAAACACAAUAUUCCAAGCAGAAUAGUAUCAGCAUCAAGUUAAAAUCAGCAUCAUAUAUUUAGAGAAGAGAUUGGAAAGAACACGUCUGUGUAAUGGAAGUUGCUUAGACUUGGCAAUGUCAGUUUUCACACCAGUCAAAUAUGGAAAAUUGAAGUUUUCCAUCAUCAGACUUCCAUCAUUCAGUGAAUUUCAAUCUUUCAUGGAGUUGUUACUUGAUCUGAUAAAGGAAAUAAGGUGGCAAUCUUACCUAUGGUGGAUUUUACCAUUUUUUCUGGGAAAUGCCUUCCUCAGGUUUGUCAGAAUCCCAUU